Messenger RNA from Melanaphis sacchari, 782 nucleotides. Its product is annotated as prisilkin-39-like. The record is from RefSeq and is a predicted model, not a curated record. Lineage: Eukaryota; Metazoa; Arthropoda; Insecta; Hemiptera; Aphididae. The transcript is spliced from 3 exons. The coding region runs from base 145 to 669 and encodes 174 amino acids.
CAAAUCAUUCUUUUCGCCUCCCUUGGUCCAAGUGGUUCAAGCUAAAAAUUAUACGAUAUCUGCUUACUUUUUUUCCGUGCUCAAUCGGCUAAAUAAACAAACAGUUUCAUACUAUAACGACGCAUCAGCAUCUACCACGCAAAAAUGACAUCCUGCAAGUUAUUUUUUUGUUUUGCACUGCUCAUUGUGUUGGUCUUCGCCGAAAAGGAUGCAUCGAAAACAGCUGAAAACGAGAGAGUGAAAAAAGCUGCAAUAAUUCCACCACCUGCUUCAGUUGCUGCAACUUACGGAUACUACAGCAGUCCUUAUAGCGGUUUAUACGGUAGCCCUUAUAACACCUUAUACGGCCAAGCUUACGGUUACCCGUACGGAUCAUACGACGACGGAAAAUACCACCACCAUGCGUCUAAGUAUGACGACGGAAAAUACCACCAUCACGCGGCCAAGUAUGACGAUGGCAAAUAUCACCCUGGAAAGUACAACAAGGCACCGGUGGCAACAGCAGUGUACAGCAAGCCAUAUUCGACCGGGUACAACGGGUACAACUAUGGUUACAAUGGUUACAACAACGGAUACAAUUACGGUUACUAUAGCGGAUAUCCGUACACUCAGUAUCCAUAUAACUACCAAUAUAACAACUUCCACGCGUCAUACCCGUACAUCUACUAAGACUCUCUUCACCCAAACAAUAUUAUUUGCCAGUUUUUAUUUUCUUCAAUCCCAUAAAACACUAUUGUUACAUGCAUGAUAAUAAUAAACUUUUAUAAAAGUCGUUAUAAAGA